UUCACUGGGGAGGGGUUUGCAUUACGUGACAGAUGGAAAAGUCUAGGACACAAGCAGGGGUCUGUCUACUCCCCACCCCCUUUGCCCCAUCCUGUUUACCUGCUUGAAGAAUUUCAAAGGAGCUCUGUGUGUGCUCAUGUGACGAAGGGUUGGGGGAAGAAGAAAAGGGGGACUGCUUCUGCUGCACCUUCAUUUUAAGAGUGGCCAAACAGACUUACAAGAAGACUGAAAACCAGGACCUUCCUAGCUGAGAAAAAAGGCUUUUCCAUCAGUAGGUACAUUGACGUAAAGACAUGGCUUUUGAACUGUGGUUUGCUCUUUCCCUGUGCCUUGUGUUGGGAACCUCUGAAGCUGGAAAGCAAAUGCCUAAACUCUCUGACAAGAAACUCUGUGCUGACUCCGAGUGCAGCUAUCCUAUCUUGAUAGCUCGUGCACUGCAGGACUACUACCCUGGAGACUGCAGGUUCAUCCCCAUCAGGCAGGGGCAGCUUGUCUAUGUUUAUGCAAUGCUAAAAGACAGAGGGAAUCUCUUCUGGGCUGGCAGCGUACAAGACGCCUAUUAUGGACAACAGGAAGCUCGCAUUGGCCACUUCCCCAGUAGCAUAGUGGAGGAGACACAUGCUCUCAUGCCAGCCACAACUGAAGUCAAAACUACUAAAUGGGACUUCUACUGUUACUGAUAAUACACUUCCCAAGAAACUUAACUUGAUAUGAUGCACACUGCUGACAGCUUAUUUUUAUGCAUCUAAUAACAUGAGCGCCAAUAGAAGUAUGCAUAAACUCUGCACAGCAAUGAGUGCAUGUAUUAUUAUGAAAACGUAUUAUUAUAAUUUCAUGUCUCCAUUGAUGGUCUUGCUGUCUUUUGAUGACUUAGACAUCAGCAGCAGUUCUGCAGCCUUGCUUUGUUGACAGAUGAACGAUGUACAUUGUCUGUAAUAGUCCUGUUUAUCUGAGGUUUUGCAGAUAAUAAUAAAAGUUGUCCAUCGUGCACUUAUAAAUGAAGGAAACACGACUUGUGCCCUCCUUUUCUCUGCUAAAGCUAUUCCUUUUUCGUGAGCAUUGUGUGUCUUAUCAACAGGCAAUGUCAGAUUGUAAAAACUGUUUUAAAAGCAGCAAUGAAGUAAGAAAUUUCAAUUUAUUAGAGGGGACUUUUGCAUUGUUUAAUAAAUAAAGCGUGCCGCAAAGCAUUUAUCUGGUGCUUUUUGAGACCAGGCUAAACCUUCAUUCCUGAAAGCUCCAGUUCCCCAAUAUUAAUAAAGUGUCUGAAAAAAAAUAUCAGCAGCUCUACAUUCACUGUACAUAACCACCCACACCUUUUGCUGCAUUGUUGCAUUGCACAGGUUCAACUAGUUAC
Pundamilia nyererei is the source of this 1354-nucleotide messenger RNA. It is a transcript of the gene mia, whose product is annotated as MIA SH3 domain containing. The record is from RefSeq and is a predicted model, not a curated record. Gene Ontology annotation, molecular function: protein binding. Bases 294 to 680 code for a protein of 128 amino acids. Gene Ontology annotation, biological process: extracellular matrix organization. NCBI's taxonomy places the organism in Eukaryota, Metazoa, Chordata, Actinopteri, Cichliformes, Cichlidae. The transcript is spliced from 4 exons.